AAUGCUAGGAAGCCAGCUGCGCGCAGACAUGGAUGAGUUUGCGUCCGGACGGCCCCUGGACCUAGCUUUGCGCAAAGAAUUGCUGUCUUACGCCACUGCGCUCCUCGUCCUCAAGACUCUUGAAUCGCGCCACCAUCUUAUUCAACAAGCCAUCAGCAGGGGGCGGGCGCUGUCAGUGGCCUCUGUGUCAGCCGACCUCCGAAGAAAACACAACCGUGACCUUCACCGAGAUGAUUUCCAGGCUGAUUUGCCGAGCCUUUUGGAAUCGCUGGGCACCCUCACAUGCAUGCCAUGGCGCACACGCACUGAGUUGGUCAAUGCAAUUGUAGGGCAAACCUACCGAGGGCUUCACGAUGACUUGUCAGCGCAGGCUGACUACUAUAAACGGUUCCGUGAAUUCUUGAAGCAUCAAGCUUCCACAAGACAACGCUCUCCAGAUUUUCUCCUGCAGUCUGCGCACUUGGAAUCUUUGCUGGUUGAGUCCAAUUAUUACGGCAUGCCAGUUGAUCGGUCGGCCAUAGGCAGGGGAACUCAGGUGUUCCAAGUCCUAGCGCUCCACCCAGGGAGGCGGCAGUAUGUGCAGCGAGCAGCGCAUGUGUCUUCUGAUGUCUGGCAAGAUUGCGUGGCAAUUCGGAUGCUUGGGUGUCUUGACACGCUACACCCAGCGUUGAAUAUGAAGUGGAUCCAGAUAUUGCCACUGUCGAACCCUUCCACGUGGACGAUUUUUUCACUGGCGACCGGCUGCGCCAUUUGGUGUGCUUCACGAAGGUCGAGUCGCGGCCAACAUUUUCGCACCAGAGUUUGCAGGAUGUUUUUCAAGCCUCUGAGCUGAGUGAAGAUGGGUCAGGGAUGUGCCAGCUGGAUGUUGCCAUGAUGGACUGUGU
This is a messenger RNA of Effrenium voratum, 884 nucleotides long. The record is from the annotation of a GenBank genome assembly. NCBI's taxonomy places the organism in Eukaryota, Dinophyceae, Suessiales, Symbiodiniaceae.